AUGUCCACGACUCCUUCGGAGUCGAGAUCAAUCUCUGGCACUCCAUCUCCAAUCACACCCGUCCCUAUCCGAACGAUUCACGUCACCAAGGGUAUUACCUACAUAGAGAUUGUCAUUGCAACAACAGUAACCACUGUCACAUAUGUCACUAUCAACCCAAAUAUGACCACCAUUAUCUCGCCUUGCGACGCCUGUGGUUAUCAGGGGCAGGAUGUUGUUACCAUGGUGGUUCCAGUUGCUGCUUGUGAGAGCGGCGCUGUGAACUACAAAUCUUCCGGCUGGAUCGACGGUGAGGCUGGAAACAACGGAUACCCUGAUCGGAUCCAAGGUCAUCAGAUUUACACUGGUAGUGAAGGAGAUGUCAGCUCCCCACCUCAACCGACCCAGGGCCAGCAGAACGGCGAGGGACUGGGUUACGAGAAUGGGCCCUCAGGUAUUGAAGCCGCGACUCAGGCAUCAGGAGGCAGGGCGCAGAACAAACAGCCAGCCAACCUCCAACCAGCACAAGGCCAAAAGAGCGGCAAGGGACCGGAUUAUCAGAACGGACCCUUAGGUACUAAGGCCGCCGCCCAGGGACCAGCAGAUGAGGCACAAAACAAGAAGACAGCAAGCCUCAUGCCGACACAAGGCCAGCAAAAUACUGAUAGACCAGGUGGUGAGAACGAGGGAUCGUCUGUAGCAGUCCAAACUUCGCCAGGGGAUAACAACAAGAACCAACCAGGUGUCCCAGCAUCCCAAUCCGGUGAUGCACAGAAGCCUUCCAAACCCUCGCCUCUUCCCGAGGGCCAGCAAGUUUCUUCAGGCGGCCUCGCAAGAGAAACAGGCGUUGGGCCAGCGCCUCAACCCAACACUCCCUCUCGCCCUUCUCAACCAGUGCCUGUUCAUGGAGAUCACCCAGCCAUGUCCACGACGUUCGCUACCGAGGUUGAAGUCACUAAAGAGAUUGGGACAUCCGAGUCAACACAUAGUCUUAGUUCUUUGGGACCUGGUGAGGCUUCAUCUGUUCCAUCGACGGUUUCUUCGUCUGAAGCAUACAGACAUCAGAUCAUGGGCUGGAGUGCGAUGGUCGUGAUAGUGGUAAUGGCGCUGUUACUUUAA
Molecule: messenger RNA, 1098 nt
Organism: Fusarium musae
Lineage: Eukaryota; Fungi; Ascomycota; Sordariomycetes; Hypocreales; Nectriaceae
Exons: 2
Coding region: 1-1098 (365 amino acids)
Source: RefSeq, a predicted model, not a curated record